Molecule: messenger RNA, 1892 nt
Organism: Tachyglossus aculeatus (Australian echidna)
Lineage: Eukaryota; Metazoa; Chordata; Mammalia; Monotremata; Tachyglossidae
Gene: TRMT1
Product: tRNA methyltransferase 1
Exons: 17
Coding region: 30-1874 (614 amino acids)
Biological process (GO): tRNA N2-guanine methylation
Cellular component (GO): nucleus
Molecular function (GO): metal ion binding; RNA binding
Source: RefSeq, a predicted model, not a curated record
GCCGCCAGGACUGGCAGAGGACGCCUUUGAUGCCCUGCAGGUUCCCGUUCCAGGUGUGGCGGGGAGCCCGCGGUGCCCUGAGGCUCGGACCAACCGGGAGACGGCGGACCACCCUGGCGAUGGUGGGCGAAGCCGGGCACGCGCCGGAGGCCGGCGGCGACGGCGAGGCCGUUGUCACCGAGGGCGCCGCCAGGAUCGUCUUUCCCAGCGCCAACGAGGUGUUCUACAACCCCGUCCAGGAAUUCAACCGCGACCUGACUUGUGCGGUCAUCACGGAGUUCGCCCGCCUGCAGCUGGCCGCCAAGGGCAUCCGGGUCAUCGUGCCCGGGGAGGACAAGCCGGCCGAGGAGGACGGAGGAGCCGGGGUCCCCGCCGGCGAAGGGCGCAAGACGGCGGCUGUGGGAGAGAUUUGUGAGGAGGGUCUGCGGGUUCUGGAGGGGCUGGCAGCCACGGGGCUGCGCUCCAUCCGCUUCGCCCGCGAGGUGCCGGGACUCCGGGCCGUGGUGGCCAACGACGCCUCCGCCCGGGCCGUCGAACUCAUGACCCGCAACGUCCAGCUCAACGCCGUGGCCCACCUGGUGCGGCCCAGCCUGGCGGACGCCCGGACGCUGAUGUCCCAGCACCAGGCGGGGCCGGAGCGCUUCGACGUCAUCGACCUGGACCCCUACGGCAGCCCCUCUCCCUUCCUGGACGCCGCCGUACGGGCCGUUAGCGAAGGAGGCCUACUCUGCGUCACGUGCACGGACAUGGCCGUGAUGGCGGGCAACAGCGGGGAGACCUGCUACAGCAAGUACGGGGCCAUGUCUCUCAAGAGCCCGGCCUGCCACGAAAUGGCGCUGCGCAUCGUGCUCCACAGCCUGGAUCUGCGUGCCAACUGCUACCAGCGCUACGUGGUGCCCUUGCUGGCCAUCAGCGCCGACUUCUACGUCCGCCUCUUCGUCCGCGUCUUCACCGGCCAGGCCAAGGUCAAGGCGUCCGCCAGCAAGCAGGCCCUCGUGUACCAGUGCGGCGGCUGUGGCACUUUCCACCUGCAGCGGCUGGGCAAGGCUAGCAGCCAGGGCAACCGCGUCAAGUUCUCGGCGGCCAGCGGCCCCCCCGUCGGCCCGGCCUGCGAGUUCUGCCAGCAGCGGCACCAGCUCGGGGGGCCGCUGUGGGCCGAGCCCAUCCACGACGCGGACUUCGUGGGCCGCGUCCUGAGCGCCGUCAGCCAAAACCCCGGACGCUUCCACACGGCCGCCCGGAUCCAGGGCGUCCUCAGCAUGGUGUCCGAGGAGCUGAGCGACGCACCCCUCUACUACACGCUGACCCAGCUGAGCAGCACCCUCCAUUGCAGCACCCCCUCCCUGCUACAGUUCAGAUCGGCAGUGCUGCAUGCCGGCUAUCGCGUCUCCCUGUCCCACGCCUGCAAGGACGCCGUCAAGACGGACGCCCCCGCCUCGGCCCUCUGGGACAUCAUGCGCUGCUGGGAGAAGGUGAACCCCGUCAAGCGGGAACGACUUUCCGAGACCAGCCCGGCCUUCCGGAUCCUCGCCACGGAACCCACGCUGCAGGCGGAUUUCUCCAUCCGGGCCGACGCCAACCCGAGCUCCCGCCAACGCAAGCUGAAGCGCUUCCAGGUCAACCCCGAGGCCAACUGGGGGCCCAAGGCCCGCGCCCGCCCAGGAGGGAAGACCCAGGCCCUGGAGGAGAAGAGGCAGCAGCAUCAGAACAAGCGAAAGGAGGCCGGCGGGGCCAGCGACCGGCUCAAGGCCUUCCCUUGCAAGAAGUUCAAGCAGGGAGCCUGCACCCUGGGCAGCGACUGCUGCUACUCCCACCCGGCCCCCGCCGGCCCCGGGGACAACCUGAGCGCGGGGCCGGGCCGUCCAACCCAUUAAAGGCUGAGCGGUGGUCAA